AUGAAGAUUCGAUUAGUUUUCAAUAAAAACACAAACCUUCGUCAUCUUCUUUUAAUACAGUUAUCCACACUUAUUUUGAAUCGGGAUAAUGCUUGUGUAGCUGGUUUAGCGGUCGUAGCAGCUGUCGCUGGAACCAAACUUUCAUAUUGA
This is a messenger RNA of Funneliformis caledonium, 150 nucleotides long. The record is from the annotation of a GenBank genome assembly. NCBI's taxonomy places the organism in Eukaryota, Fungi, Glomeromycota, Glomeromycetes, Glomerales, Glomeraceae.